Molecule: messenger RNA, 1330 nt
Organism: Betta splendens (Siamese fighting fish)
Lineage: Eukaryota; Metazoa; Chordata; Actinopteri; Anabantiformes; Osphronemidae
Product: histone H3.3A
Exons: 4
Coding region: 175-585 (136 amino acids)
Cellular component (GO): nucleosome
Molecular function (GO): protein heterodimerization activity; structural constituent of chromatin; DNA binding
Source: RefSeq, a predicted model, not a curated record
UUUCUUCCAAGUGCAUCAUGGGAAACGUGUCUCCUACUGCUUUCCUAUGUUCUUUUUCCUUUUUUUCGUCCCUUCGUUUUAUUGCGAGAACAACGCUUUAGAGACUGAAGAAAUAAUCACUCAUUUCAGAGCUACAAUCUUUCACUAAGUUUUCAAAGGUGAGUUUUAGUCGUCAUGGCUCGUACCAAGCAGACUGCCCGUAAGUCCACUGGAGGUAAAGCUCCACGCAAGCAGCUGGCCACUAAGGCUGCUCGCAAGAGUGCCCCAUCCACUGGUGGCGUGAAGAAGCCCCAUCGUUACAGGCCCGGUACUGUGGCUCUGCGUGAGAUCCGUCGUUAUCAGAAGUCCACUGAGCUGCUGAUCCGCAAGCUGCCCUUCCAGCGCCUGGUGAGAGAAAUUGCCCAGGACUUUAAGACCGAUCUGCGUUUCCAGAGUGCAGCCAUCGGAGCUUUGCAGGAGGCCAGUGAGGCCUACCUGGUGGGUCUGUUUGAGGACACCAACCUGUGCGCCAUCCAUGCCAAGCGUGUCACCAUCAUGCCUAAAGACAUCCAGCUGGCACGUCGUAUCCGUGGGGAGCGAGCUUAAAAUGUGUUUUGAUUUGUAUUCUGUCUUCUUUCCAUGUUUUUCCUUCCUCUAUAUUUAGUAACUUGAUUUGAGGUUCUCUCUCUCUUUCUCUAUCUAUAUAUAUCUAUAUAAAUAUAUAUAGAUAUCUAUAUAUAAAAAUAUCAUAUGAUUGUGAUAACUGUAAGUGAUCAUGUCUUCUUUGGUGCUACUUGUAGUAGAGUUUCCUUAGAGAUAUCUUCAUAUCUUCACAUUUAAAACUUUCAAUCACAGUUACACUUCUCAUUUUCAACUAGCUAGCUCACAUGCCUUGUUACAUUAUUAAAUAAGGCAUUUUGCCGGCCAAGAAUAGGGUAUGAUCUGAAAUGAGCAUAGGAAAUAGCAUUAAGAUUGAGACAUUUUCAGCUUCAGAUGGGCACGUACAUUGAUUUAAUGGGUCUUCUGUUUUUAAAAUGGUUUAUUUCUACUGUUACUGUUUAAUGUAUCGAAAUACAAAAGUUUGAUUUUGAUUGUCAUUGUGCUAUGAUGACACUGCAUGGUUUGACUAUAAGAGGCAUAUAUGUAGCAGACGUGCGUUGAUCAUAUUUUGAUUUUCAGCCAUGUUAUUAUGUCCAGAUAAUAUUAUUACUUUUUGUUCUGCUCUCAGGUUGACAUGAUAACCUAAUUCUUUUCCUGUGUUUUUGAUUCAUGUUAUUGGUCAUUUAUAAAAGCAAAAUAUUUGUAUUCCAGUAUUCACAUACGAACAUAAUAAACAGAUCUUGUGGGUAAA